AUGGCCUCGCAGUUCUGGUCCUCGGCGACCCAAUGGAAUCGGUUGCAGUUAUCGAUCUUGGCCGUCCUGUGUCGGGCUCGGCUGGUGGUCGAGGCGGUCGUAGAGGGUUCAUCGGUCACGGUGCCUACCACACAAUACUCCUUGCCCGCAUCGAGACCGGCCCAAGUGAUACUAGGGUUCAACGACUUGAGCUCAUCGACUGACGGGACUCCCCAGGAUAACGCAAAGCUUUCGCAGGUGGUGCCUGGGUCAGGGGUUACGGAAAGCACGCAGGUGACGAAACGGCGUGACAAGGCACGACCGGGACGCCAUUGCUGGUGCGAGUCCAGCGAUGACGGAGCGUUUGAGAUGCAUCUUUGCAGACUUGGACUUGUGAUAUGUCCGAGUUGCAGCUGGACAAAUUGCGCGCAAGACUGCCUGUAUUACCUAGUCGCUGGUCGUCUGCCUCCUUCGCCGCCUUACUUCCCCCGUCGUGUUUGCGUUCCCGCCCUGGUGUCAGUCCGUCGCCGUGUUGUUACCCCUUGCCUCGUUGCGAUGCCCGACUCCGUUCAGCCCGACUCCGUUCAGCCCUUGGCCCCAGAGGCCAUCUCCACCCUCAUUGAUAAAGGUCGUAGCCUUUAUGAAAAGCUUGUCCGCCGGGUCCAUGACCCGUGCGAGGACUCAGAGCUCCCGGGACUUGAUCCCAACUAUUGUAUGAAACCUUAUGGAAGCGCCCCCGUCACCCGCACCACCGCCAUCCCCAGGCCCGCCAACCACACCAGAUCACCCUUUCUCAAGAAGAGAGGCCCGGCACCACCGAAGACUGCUCGCGAGUCAACAGUCGGCGUCAUCGCCCAGCACGCCAACUCGGAGGUCCCGCGCCAGGCACGGGCGAAACAUCUCGGCGCCGAGUCUCUUGACAUUCUUUGGAAAGCCAUGUCCGACGGCAAGCUCAUCCGCGGCUUGGUCGAGGGCCCGGUUCAUGAUGAUAUCCCCGAUAAAAACGGCUUGCACCAGGAGUUGCGCAGUGGCAUUGCCAAAACCUUCUUCGGCUUCGCAAUCCCCACCCUCUGGCGCUAUUCCCGAUUGUUCGCUUUUGUCAUGGACUGUGGCGUCGGCUGCAACGAAGACAAGGGGCCGCUGCACGAAUACAUCGACGCCGCCGUCAUGAACAAAACCGGGGUCUGCACCGACGGCAGACAGUACUAUCUGCUUUCCCCCUCGGGCAAGGCCGUAAAAGAUUGCUGGUGCCGGCACUACCGGGCUCCCGGUGAAUGUGACGACCUGGUAUGCGGCGAGAAGAACACGUUCUCCCCGCCGCCCGGCCUCGACGGGCUCGGCGGGAAUGCCUGGGGAGGCGUCCAGACAGCGGACCAGAUCAAGGGCUCUGUCCGCACGUGGAUCCAGAACGGCAAAAAGAACAGCGCCGCACUCGCGGACCCGGACAACAGCGCCACGGCCGACAACCUGCUCAAGGUCGACGUCACCACGCCGGGGUUCAUCCGCCUGCUCGUGUGCAGCCCCGAGCGCGCGUUCCAGUCCUGGGACACGGCCGAGCCGGGCUCCAGCGCCAACUUCCCUUGCGACAUCCCGCCGGGCCGCAACUUCUGCGACAUCUCGACUUUCGUGGGCCAGAUCAACGACGCGUCGCCCGCUUCGAGGGACUGUCUGCAGAUUAUCCGCAAUGUCGAGAACGACGGCAGUACGUAG
Chaetomium globosum CBS 148.51 is the source of this 1689-nucleotide messenger RNA. RefSeq lists its product as uncharacterized. The record is from RefSeq and is a predicted model, not a curated record. NCBI's taxonomy places the organism in Eukaryota, Fungi, Ascomycota, Sordariomycetes, Sordariales, Chaetomiaceae. The transcript is spliced from 5 exons. Bases 1 to 1689 code for a protein of 562 amino acids.